AUGAGACUUAUUCCAGAUCUCUCAAUGUCGGAAGCCGUCCUACGUGCCAUGGAACUAAUCUCCACUCACACUUGCAUCAAAUUCUCCACUGAACCUUCCGAUGUCAUGAUUCGAAUGGAGAGUGACCCCACUCAAAACUUCUGUUACGCGGAAAUCGGUCAUGUCCGACCACAUCAAAAAUUUAGCUUUGUGUCCGCAUGCUAUUCCUCUGGAGCAGCCGCGCAUGAGCUCAUCCACAGUCUGGGAUUCAUUCAUACUCAUCAGCGAUCCGAUAGGGAUCAAUACCUGGAUUUCAAGAUGAAUUUAGAGGAUAUGACGCCGGAUAUGAGGGAUCAGUAUAAGAUAUAUGAAGGUCAAACUCUGUAUGUGCCCUAUGACUAUGGAAGUGUGAUGCAUUACCCCGAUGAGAGUGGCAACUACUACCCAAUCGAGAAAAACAUCCGUAUGACGGACACAAUGGGUACCGAGAUGCUGGCCUUCUACGACUACCUGAUGAUCAACAAGUACUAUGAAUGCUCCUGCGACACCGACCUAAAAUGCCAGAACAAUGGAUACCCCAACCCCGCUAACUGCUCUCAAUGUAAUUGCCCAUAUGGUUACGGUGGAGAUGAUUGUAGCCGGCGCGCUGAGCCAGGGCAGACUGUAAUAGCAACACUGGAACCCCAGACAGUAACCAUAAAACUGGAUGCAGGGUUUAGAAAUGGAGAUGAACGGCAAGUGGAUUUCAUCUACAGUUAUCUGUGGAUUGAGGCCCCCGCUAACAAAUCUAUCGUAACUCGCAUCGAGCUUGUCUCCAAAGAAAAAUGUGUCCCUGGAUGUAGUCGUGGAGGUCUGGAAAUCAAGAUCAAUGAUGAUGACAGGUUGACAAGUCGACGCUUUUGUUGUGGUACUGGACAAUUCGAUCGGUCAUUUCAUUCACCAACAAUUGUCAUGGCGUAUAAUUCGGUUGGUAUGGAUGAGUACAUUAUUCAUUAUAGACAUGAUCCAUAA
Molecule: messenger RNA, 990 nt
Organism: Caenorhabditis remanei
Lineage: Eukaryota; Metazoa; Nematoda; Chromadorea; Rhabditida; Rhabditidae
Exons: 2
Coding region: 1-990 (329 amino acids)
Biological process (GO): proteolysis; molting cycle, collagen and cuticulin-based cuticle
Molecular function (GO): zinc ion binding; metalloendopeptidase activity
Source: RefSeq, a predicted model, not a curated record